Messenger RNA from Tetrahymena thermophila SB210, 474 nucleotides. Its product is annotated as eukaryotic translation initiation factor 5A. Gene Ontology annotation, molecular function: translation elongation factor activity; ribosome binding; RNA binding. The record is from RefSeq and is a predicted model, not a curated record. NCBI's taxonomy places the organism in Eukaryota, Ciliophora, Oligohymenophorea, Hymenostomatida, Tetrahymenidae. The transcript has a single exon. Gene Ontology annotation, biological process: positive regulation of translational termination; positive regulation of translational elongation.
AUGUCUGACGAAGAAAACUUUUAUUAAGGAGAAGCUGGUUCUUCUUUUACUUAUCCUAUGCAAGCUGGUAAUAUUAAGAAAAAUGGUUAUGCAAUGCUAAGAGGUUUCCCUUGUAAAGUUACUGAAAUGACAACAUGCUAGGCUGGUAAACAUGGUCAUGCAAAGGCUACGAUUAUAGGAGUUGAUAUUUUCACUGGCAGAAAGUAUGAAGAUUAUUGCCCUACUUCCCACAAUAUGGAGAUCCCUUUUGUUAAGAAGCAAGAAUAUUAGCUUAUGAAUAUAGAUGAUGACAAUUAUCUCACUCUCUUGCUUGAAAACGGAGAAACUAAAGAGGAUCUUAAACUUCCUGACGAUUAGCUACAAAUUGUGGAAAAACUGAGAAGUGAUUUCGAAAGCUAAAAAGAUAUUCUUAUCUCUACUAUUUAAGCUAUGGGAUAAGAAAAGAUCAUUUCAUACAGAGAAAUAGUUAAUUGA